Messenger RNA from Acomys russatus (golden spiny mouse), 969 nucleotides. RefSeq names its product olfactory receptor 9K2-like. The transcript has a single exon. Bases 1 to 969 code for a protein of 322 amino acids. Lineage: Eukaryota; Metazoa; Chordata; Mammalia; Rodentia; Muridae. Gene Ontology annotation, biological process: sensory perception of smell; G protein-coupled receptor signaling pathway. Gene Ontology annotation, molecular function: olfactory receptor activity; G protein-coupled receptor activity; odorant binding. The record is from RefSeq and is a predicted model, not a curated record. Gene Ontology annotation, cellular component: membrane.
AUGGGCGACAAGGACAGAGACAACCACUCAGAAGCGACUGACUUCAUUAACCACUCAGAAGCGACUGACUUCAUUCUUGUAGGGAUCAGGGCCCGUCCGGAGCUCCACAGUGUCAUCUUUCUUCUAUUUCUGAUUAUUUAUGGGAUGGUUCUUCUGGGAAACCUUAGCAUGGUCGGCAUCAUCGUGAGUGACCCUAGGCUGAACACGCCAAUGUAUUUCUUCCUAGGCAAUCUCUCUAUCAUUGACCUCUCCUACUCCACAGUCAUUGUACCUAAGGCCAUGGCCAUCAUCUUAUCUCAGAAAAAGACCAUAUCCUUUGUAGGCUGCGUGGCCCAGCUUUUCCUUUAUGCACUUUUUAUGGUAACGGAAGCCUUUGUGCUGGCAGCCAUGGCCUAUGACCGAUUCGUUGCCAUCUGCAACCCUCUCCUCUACAGCAUCCGCAUGUCCAGGAGUGUCUGUGUCCAGCUGGUGGCUGGGUCUUAUGUCUGUGGCUGGGUCAGCUCUGUCCUCCAAAUCAGCGUAACGUUCUCCAUGUCAUUUUGUGCCUCCAGGGUUAUCGAUCACUUUUACUGUGACUCCAAUCCAAUCGAAAAGAUCUCCUGCUCUAAUACCUUUAUCAAUAAGAUGGUGUCACUUAGUCUGGCAGUGCUCAUUAUUUUGCCCACAAUAAUUGUUAUUGUAGUGUCUUACAUGUAUAUUGUGUCCACCGUUUUAAAAAUCCACUCCAGGGAAGGGAGGAAAAAGGCCUUUUCUACCUGCAGCUCCCACCUCGGGGUUGUAAGUUUGCUUUACGGGACUGUUUCCUUUGUGUAUCUCACGCCUCCAACUAACCCCGAACUUCGUAAAAUAGCUUCGGUAUGUUACAUUUUGUUGACACCCAUGUUGAAUCCCUUAAUCUACUCUUUACGAAAUAAGGAUGUAAAACAUGCUGUGAAAAAAGUCUUGUGCAAGAAAAAUGUUUCACCGUAA